GUGGGGACAUAAUGUUAUAUUCAAAACAAAAUGACAAUAUGUCGUCUGAGACAGAGUUGGAUUUUGCAGUUUAUUCGAAAGAGGGGGGAACCAUGUAUCAUCAUAUUUCAGACAGUCUGAGUCCACUUAUGGUAGAAACAAUCCAGGAUGGUGAUGUUAAUGAUACGUGUGAUGACACAUCACAACAGCGUUGUGGUGAAAAUCCCAAAAGCAGUUCAAGUGCGCACUCAAACGUACGGGUAUCAUCCCCAUUAUCAGUAAAGCAUGCAGAGAAAAGGACAAGUGAGUCAAUUAAGAGUGAUGGACCUCAGCUCUAUCACAUCUUAUCAAGGGAUUACAAGGAAAAUUCGUAGUCAGAAUUCCCAACCCCAUGGACAAAAUAGUUCCACAGAAAGCAAAAACGAUAGCAACCUUUAAUGUGAAUUUGUCACAGAAGGUAGCUAAUUAUCACUGUAAACGUAUGAAGCCGAUAAAAGUCUUAUAUAGAACUACCUUAACGGACUUUUCUGAGGAACGCUUACUUUUACAGUUUAUGGCAAACUUUUUCAC
Molecule: messenger RNA, 549 nt
Organism: Saccostrea cuccullata (small rock oyster)
Lineage: Eukaryota; Metazoa; Mollusca; Bivalvia; Ostreida; Ostreidae
Exons: 2
Coding region: 12-353 (113 amino acids)
Source: RefSeq, a predicted model, not a curated record